ACUAAAAAAUAUAGUAGAGAGUUUACCAUUUAUACCAGUAAAGUUCAAACAAACCACUCAUAUGCCAGUAGGAUUUUUAAAGUACUAAUGAGAAUUUACAUUAACUCAGAGAGCUUUACAAAAAUAACCAACUUCAUUUGUUAAUGUUCUUUAUUAUGUUUGGAAAAUCAGAAAAAUCACAUGAUGCGCCACUUUUCCAGGUGUCACCUAUAUCCUCUCAAUCAUUGUCUUCACCUUUGUCAUCGAAGAAAUCCAAUCAAACAAUAGUGAGUUCGAAAAAAUUACAUAAUCCAUUGGAUAAUGAAAUCUUUCUAAUACAACCACCGAACACUACUGUUUGUAUUGGUGACAAUAAUCAUAAUAAAAAUGAGGAUUUUCAACACACUGUAUGUCAAACAGUAAACAAGAAAAAUGAUAAGAGAAGCACUAAAGAGAAAGAUAAUGGUCGAAAAUCGUCCUUAUGUAGUCGACUUUUUCCUUGUUGCGUUAGUAGACAGUCUAAACCAGCAAAAAAUUCUUCUUUUUUUACUAGACCAAAUGAUAACGACGAUGGUUAUGACAAUAAUGAUAAUCAUAAAGAUACUGGGAAUAAACAAAAACUAAUCACUGAGUCACCGGCUACAGAAGUUGAUUAUUUAGAUAAUUCAGAUGAAGCUACUUUAAGAUUAAAGGAUUCUUUUAAGACAUAUGAAGAACGUCAGAAAUAUAAAUCUAUCAUCCAGGAUGCUCCAUUGUAUCAAAUAUAUACAGAGAAGGCUUCAAUAAGUGAAUCAAGACGUGAUGCACGAAGACUAUUAGCUCUUGUUCAACCUGGCUCUUUGGAUAAUCCAUCAAAUAAUUUAAAAUUUGAUGAUGAAUUAUUUACUGCAAUAGAUGGUGAUGAAUCCGAUCCAAAUAAUCAGUAUUCCCAAAAAGUACCUGGUAAUUUGAUAGAUAGUCAGCAAUCAUCAGUUCGUAUGAAAAAUUCUGAGCGAAGAGAUUUCCCAUUUCAUCCACAGAAUAGCGGCUCUUCCUCAUUCAGAUCAAGGAAUGGUGACUCACUGAAAACCUCUUCAGUUAAGCGGACUUAUUCAAAUUCUAAUGCUAGUGAAAGAAGUGGAAAUCAAAAUUCUAUUUCUAAGCCGCGAAGACAGACUCAAGAAGUCCAGAAUUUCGUGAAUGAAGUUGCUGGAACUGGACCGAAUCGUGUACAGUGGUCUGAAAUGCCUCAAGUAAUCAGUGCACGUUUGGCUAGGGACCUACCUGAUUAUCAAAAAAAGUUGCAAGAGGCACUGUUUGAAGUUAUAACGUCAGAAGCGUCUUACUAUCGAACCCUGCAUAUUUUAAUAGAAAAGUUUUAUAAAGCUCAGUGUAUGCAGCCAGAUUCUAAAACAUCUGUUAUAACAGCUAUUGAGAAACGACACUUAUUUUCAAAUAUAUCGGAAAUAUUUUUCACUAGUGAAACAUUUCUUCGAGAUAUGGAAUUAUAUUUUAUUCAAAAUCCACUAAUACCUCAAUUAUGUGAAAUUAUUUAUGAACAUACUGAGAAUCAUUUUGAAAAUUAUGUAAAAUAUGUACAAAAUCAAAUGUACCAAUUAAGAACACUAACGAAAUUAUUAUCCUCUCCUGCUUUUGUAGAAGCUGUUCGUUCAAUACAGCAACAACCAAGCUGUGGAUUCCUAGAUCUUAAUUCCUUCCUAUUACUUCCAAUGCAACGUGUUACACGUUUACGUCUUUUAUUGACUGCUAUCUUACAUUAUGCUCCUAAAAACGGUGUUACAUAUCAAAGUGGUUUGGUAGCCCUUGCAUCUAUAGAAAAACUUAUAAGUAAAUGUGAUUCAGAAAAAGCUCGUAUGGAACAAAAAGAACGUCUUGUAGAAAUUUGUAGAAGAUUAGAAUACAAAUAUGAUGCAAAGUCUUUGGCUACGGAAAGUCGGACGCUUGUAAAAGAAGGUGAUCUACAUCUUUUAACAAUGACCAAUGUACAGGGUAGUGGAUUCCACCGUCGUUUCAGCAGUAUUCGUAAACCCAAAGCAACAAUAGCAACUCUAUUUCUAUUUAGUGAUUACUUACUGAUUACCAAAAAGCGAAGGUAAUGUGUACUUUUAGAUCUCCGUUUUACUUUUGUUUAAACUCUUGUUGUCCUCAACCAAUAUUCACUACUACUUUAUAAUUUUGUCAAAAGAAUGAUAGAACACAGUGAUAUAAGCCAACAGCUAUGUUUAGUAGAUCAAUAAACUACAUGAAACAUCCUAACAGGUUAUCAGGUGUUAAUAUUUUAUGGUUGCAAAUCAACUUGAAUUAUUGUGUCAGGAUGAUGUAAUCCUGUUUGAUGUGGUUUAAUUUUUUAUAUCUUAACCAGUUUCCAAUAUAAAUAGAAUGAAGAGAUAAUCAAGUUUUAACCGAAGUGGCUGGUAUCAAUAACAUCUACCCUGACCCUUUUAAGGGACUGCAAUAUGUAUUCCUAAGAACGACAUCAAAUUGAUUAGAGCUAGGCUUUUUAAUUUAAAAUCCUUAUGGCAAUGAAUUUCAUUCUAAUGGGAACCAAAAUGUACUCAGAAAACCCUCACCAGUAGUAAACGUUUUAUAACUAUCUCUGUAAGUAUUUGAAUGGUGAGCGAUUUAUUAUUUAAACUCAUGUAACUCAGAUGACAUUUUGAGAUGGAAUCAUCAGUGUACACGCUCAUAUAUCACUUAUCAAAUGAAAAUGACUAAUUAUUUGUUGUAGUCCUCCAAUUUGACUUUCUGCUUUUAUUGAGUAGUUUCACUUCAAGUACUUGCUAUCAUCUUUUGAUUUUUUAUUAUAGAAUAAAUAACAUUAGAUUCUUUAUUAAACAUUCACAAAGUUAUUGAAAUUUAGUGAUUCUGAAUUUCUAUGCUGCAUUAAAUCAAAAUUUCUCCUAUGAUUAACUUAAUGAUCCCUAUUUUGCCAAGAAACAGAUAUUUCGCAAAAAUACCCAUUUAUUGAAUUCAUUUUUAAAAUCUGUACAGUUGUAUUCACAUCAAAUAACUGGUGUGAUGAACACGUUGUAUGUAUUGUACAUGUGUAUAAUGUACGAAAUUCGUAGAAAGCAUUCUUAUUAGUAGGUGAAUUAGUUUAUAAAGAAAUCAUUAAACGGCCUAGAAAUUACAACUUAUGUAAUAGAGUAAAUGUCAAGACACGACUAUAUGAUGCGAGAUUAUGGUGUAAUUAUUCAAGUAGAUAGGUAAAAAUCAUUGUAAUUAACUGUGGUUAGAUAAUUCCCCGAAUCGAAUAAAUUAGGUUAAAUGAAUUCAACUGGGAAAUGUCCGCAUUUAAUAAACUAAGAGGGAUGAGAUUACAUUUGAAUUGUAGAUAAAAAGAAGGAAAAAUAAAAACGAAACUAAUCGCAUGGAGGAGAAAAUGAAGCUCUGUCAUUAACAAUGCUUCUAUAGUUAAAUAUCUGACUCUAAAUUAAGUAUUGAUAUAGUAGUUUUCAUGAAAAUGAGGUAUAUGGAUACGAGUUCACUAGAUUAGGUUUAGUCUUCUACGUAAGACCUAACGAAGAGUUCGCUACUACGCAGUUAUUGUCAAUUAUGUGGUGUAAAAUAGAUGGUUUAGUUAUUUUCAUUUAUCCUUUAGUGAGUCCUCUGUUAUAACGUGUGAUCCGCCUAUUAGAGAGCAGCCUAUUAUCGAUCGAAACAGUGACGCAUAAAACACGAGCGAGCAGCCUAGAGCUCUGAUUGUUCCUGCUUCCCUGUCUAGCCCAGCCAAUUGAGUCCAGAACACAAGUCUCAGCCUCGGAGAUAUGAAUCGUUAUAUUUCAAACAUACACUGUACAUAUACCAAACAAACAGACUACAUCGUACCAUGAAUAGAAAGUAACAUUUGUACAAGAUUUAACCUUCAGGAAAUGACACAAACAAAUAUUGACCAAUAAGGAGAUGACACGUUGGAAGAAUGUUGACCAAUGGGGA
Schistosoma spindalis is the source of this 3915-nucleotide messenger RNA. The record is from the annotation of a GenBank genome assembly. NCBI's taxonomy places the organism in Eukaryota, Metazoa, Platyhelminthes, Trematoda, Strigeidida, Schistosomatidae.